GACAAUAGGUGGCGAUGACGGGGCGAUGAGGCAUAGCGGCAGCCAAACUGCGCAAACCGUUGGGAUCCGGAGAAGGCGCGAAGGUAAGGAAGAACAAGGCUGGGCGAGUGUUACCUUGUCCGUAGGGUGCUGUACGUAUGCCGCGUCUGCAGGGACGGCCCGAGCGAGCUGUACAAUAGGCCAAAGCGGGCUGAAUGGGAGCGUCGAUUCAGGCAGGCCUGAGGUCACAUCUGACGAUCGCUCGACGCCCGAACGGGCGAGCAAUUGGGGCGCUCUGCAUUCUUGCACGAUCGCGAGCACCCGCGGAGCGUAUCAAGCCAAACACACACCGAAUAGAACGCCCGCAUUUGUAGACAACACGAAGGCCAAAGCGGCCGCAUGCGCGCGCGAGCUCCAGGUGGCGUCGACGAGCCGCCGGCUAUUGUACCGCAUUUGGGCGGCGUCCACAAACAAGCGUCGCACCGACGCGAAGCACGAAGUGACUCUGGCGGUGGCAGGGACGUGCAACCGCCGUCCGCUCGAGCUCUUUGAUCGACGCUUUUCGAGCUGCGACUGAUCGUUCCACGCAGGCACAGUUGUUCGGGGCACUGCAGGCCAGUCUUGGGCUGAGACGCCGAUCCGAAUAGUGCGACGACGUCGCGUCACACUCGAAGGGGGACGCUCUAUAGCCAGCUAGUUCGAAUGCAGCAGACACUGGAACAUGCAGCUGCGGUGCCACCGUCACUGUCCCUCACGGGCCUCAGCGCACCAUCGCGGACGUCCCGACGGAAGUCGGCGUGAUGGCCAAUCAAACCGCGGGGUGAUUGGCGGGAGCGUGUAGGGGGCUCG
This is a messenger RNA of Fomitopsis serialis, 828 nucleotides long. RefSeq lists its product as uncharacterized. Lineage: Eukaryota; Fungi; Basidiomycota; Agaricomycetes; Polyporales; Fomitopsidaceae. The coding region runs from base 26 to 556 and encodes 176 amino acids. The record is from RefSeq and is a predicted model, not a curated record. The transcript has a single exon.